Molecule: messenger RNA, 2466 nt
Organism: Bacillus rossius redtenbacheri
Lineage: Eukaryota; Metazoa; Arthropoda; Insecta; Phasmatodea; Bacillidae
Gene: Ccn
Product: serine/arginine repetitive matrix protein 1
Exons: 6
Coding region: 1-2466 (821 amino acids)
Biological process (GO): cell adhesion; signal transduction
Cellular component (GO): extracellular region; extracellular matrix
Molecular function (GO): heparin binding; integrin binding
Source: RefSeq, a predicted model, not a curated record
AUGGAUAAUGGCGCCGAGGCUGGACGAUACGCGGGGAGCGUGAGAGUGCAGUGCCUGUGCAAGGAGAGAGAGCACAGUGUGACCUCCGCCCUCCGGCAGGUGUGGACCAGGUGCUCGUACCCGUGCUCCUGCCCGGCGCAGGCCCCCUCGUGUCCCGGGGGCGCGCCCCUCGUGCGGGACGCCUGCGGCUGCUGCGACGUGUGCGCGCGCCAGCUGGCAGAGCCGUGCAGCGCCGCGGCGCCGUGCGACGCCUCGCGGGGGCUGGUGUGCCGCCCGCCCGCCCGGGGCGCCUGCCGAGGUGACCUUGCCUCUUCACUCCGCUCACCCGCUAUCCCGCUCACCCGCUCCCCCGCUCCCCCGCACACCCGCUCCACCGCUCUCCCGCUCCACCGCUCCACCGCUCCCCCGCUCCAUCGCUCCCCCGCUCCACCGCUCCACCGCUCCACCGCUCCCCCGCUCCAUCGCUCCCCCGCUCACCCGCUCCACCGCUCUCCCGCUCCACCCCUCCACCGCUCCCCCCGCUCCAUCGCUCCCCCGCUCCACCGCUCCAUCGCUCUCCCGCUCCACCGCUCCACCGCUCCCCCGCUCCACCGCUCCCCCGCUCCACCGCUCCACCGCUCUCCCCGCUCCACCCCUCCACCGCUCCCCCCGCUCCAUCGCUCCCCCGCUCACCCGCUCCACUGCUCUCCCGCUUCACCGCUCCCCCGCUCCAUCGCUCCCCCGCUCCACCGCUCCAUCGCUCUCCCGCUCCACCGCUCCACCGCUCUCCCGCUCCACCGCUCCCCCGCUCCACCGCUCCACCGCUCCCCCGCUCCAUCGCUCCCCCGCUCCCCCGCUCCAUCGCUCCCCCGCUCACCCGCUCCACCGCUCUCCCGCUCACCGCUCCCCCGCUCCACCGCUCCCCCGCUCUCCCGCUCCCCCGCUCUCCCGCUCCACCGCUCCACCGCUCCACCGCUCCCCCGCUCUCCCCGCUCCCCCGCUCCCCCGCUCACCCGCUCCCCCGCUCCCCCGCUCACCCGCUCCACCGCUCUCCCGCUCCACCGCUCCACCGCUCCCCCGCUCCAUCGCUCCCCCGCUCCACCGCUCCACCGCUCCACCGCUCCCCCGCCCCCGCUCUCCCGCUCCCCCGCUCCCCCGCUCACCCGCUCCACCGCUCUCCCGCUCCACCGCUCCACCGCUCCCCCGCUCCAUCGCUCCCCCGCUCCACCGCUCCACCGCUCCACCGCUCCCCCGCUCUCCCGCUCCCCCGCUCCCCCGCUCUCCCGCUCUCCCGCUCACCCGCUCUCCCGCUCCACCGCUCCACCGCUCCCCCGCUCCACCGCUCCCCCGCUCUCCCGCUCCCCCGCUCUCCCGCUCCACCGCUCCCCCGCUCUCCCGCUCCCCCGCUCCCCCGCUCCCCCGCUCCAUCGCUCCCCCGCUCCACCGCUCCCCCGCUCCACCGCUCCCCCGAACCCCCGCUCCACCGCUCCACCGCUCCACCGCUCUCCCGCUCCACCGCUCUCCCGCUCCCCCGCUCCACCGCUCUCCCGCUCCACCGCUCCCCCCGCUCCCCCGCCCCACCGCUCCACCGCUCCCCCGCUCCACUGCUCUUCCGCUCCCCCGCUCCUGCGCUCCCUCCCCCCGGCCCAGGAACUGCCUUGCCUCGUGGGCAACAGGACCUACCACAACGGGGAGACUUUCCUGCUGGACUGCAGGACGCAGUGCUCCUGCCAGAACGGGACGUACGCCUGCGCCUCGCUGUGUCCCCAGGAGUACAUCUCGCCGCGGGGCUCCUGCGCGCACCCCCGCCUGGUUGACGUGCCGGGCCAGUGCUGCAGGGAGUGGAUGUGCGACAGUGCCUCAGCCCAGCAUCCGCCCGACUGCCGGGAGGACGUCUCGUCCUGGAGUGCCUGCUCGUCGGCCUGCGGGGCGGGGCUGUCCCGCCGCGUGGCGGGGGGCAACUCGCCGUGCCCCGUCGCCAACGAGACCCGCCUGUGCCAGGUGCGCGCCUGCGAGCCCGGGGAGGACCCGCCCUCUGCCGACGGCGACCGGCACCACCACGUCAGGAAGGGCCACGAGUGCAAGGCCACGCAGCGGGCGGGAAAGCCAGCGCGGCUGCAGCUGGGACCCUGCUGGAGCCGCAAGCUGUACCGCCCCAAGAUGUGCGGCCGCUGCGCCUCCAGCCAGCUGUGCUGCGAGCCGCACGUGAGCGCCACCCUGCGGGUGGACGUGCUGUGCGAGGGCGCGCCGCCGCCGGACCUGGCCGCCGCCCUCAGGCCGGGGGCGGAGCUGUGGCGCGCCGCGAAGCUCGCGCCGCCCCCGGCUGCCCGGGUCCCCGCGCAGGUGCCGCUGCAGUGGGUCAUCAAGUGCCGCUGCUCCGGGGAGUGCAGCCCCAGCGCUACGGGCCCCACCACCAAGAGCCCGGCCCCCACCAACGAGGACGGCGAGCUGAUCCUGCACCGCGUGCACCGCACCACCGCGCCCUGA